AUGUUUAGUAAUUCAAUAAAAGUAGUACCUGCUUCUGGAGCAUCAAAAUAUGACAGUCGUGGACUUGAAUUAAUUAUUUUGACGCUGAUGAAUAUCGAUGUUUGGAUGUUAAAAAAUGUAGGCUAUGUCACUAAGAAAUCUUUUAAAUUGAUAAAACCUAUUAUAGAAUCAUUUUUCAUCAUGAGUAUUGGAGCUGGACUGUUGAUAGCCUACAGUAUUGUCUAUACUCCAAAUUUGAAUGAUUUUUUCAGUAAAAAACCACAAAAUUUUCCCAGAGAAGAGUUAAUGGCAAUCUCUGAUGCUUCAGAGUCCUACAAAGCAUUGAUUCAUGACGAAUUGACUCAUCUCAAGAGUAAAGCUUUCAGUCUUGAGAUGACCAUCAAGCGAAUGCAUUUAGAGCUGAAGAAUCUAAAUAAAUAUCACAAAAAUUUAGGCGACUUGAUGCCAGACUUUGCAUCAGAAGCUGCAGGUGGUACAAUUAUUUCAAUACCAGACACCGAGUCUUUUUAUCAGCCUCAUGCCGCUGAGUUUUCUAUUUUUGGUAUUCCAAUUUGGAAGCCAAAUUACUUUACGCCGCGUAAAGUUAUUCAGCCAUGGACACAACCGGGAGAAUGUUGGGCGUUUCGUGGAUCCCAUGGAAAUGUAGAGAUAGAACUGGCACGCACAGCUUUGGUGAGCAGUGUCACACUCGAGCACAUUCCAAUAACCGCCUCGUUGACUGGAACUAUUAAUUCUGCUCCUAAGGAAUUUCGCGUUCUCGGCAAGUUCCGCGACAAAUAUUUAAUUUUAGGAUCAUUUCAAUAUAAUUAUAAUGGACCAUCGUCUCAAAUAUUUCAAAUCACUAAAAGUGACAGGACAAAAAUUCCAUUGAAUUUAAUUAUGCUGCAAAUUCUUUCUAAUUGGGGUAAUCCAGAAUACACUUGCAUCUACAGGUUACGAGUUCAUGGAAAACUUUACGACAGUACUGACGAUUCAGUACUUUUGCCAAAGAAAAAAUUAAUUUACAAUAACUAA
Messenger RNA from Cotesia congregata, 1014 nucleotides. The record is from the annotation of a GenBank genome assembly. NCBI's taxonomy places the organism in Eukaryota, Metazoa, Arthropoda, Insecta, Hymenoptera, Braconidae.